This is a messenger RNA of Symbiodinium pilosum, 978 nucleotides long. The record is from the annotation of a GenBank genome assembly. NCBI's taxonomy places the organism in Eukaryota, Dinophyceae, Suessiales, Symbiodiniaceae.
AUGUUCAAUGACCUUCCCGUCUACGAGCGAGGGUAUCCUGAGGCGAACAUCUUUUAUGGUUGGACAGAAGACGGCAAGAAACAAGGUUGGUUCGUGGCCUCUCGAGUCCCAAAGUCUGGCUCGGUGAAGCGCUACAAGAUGUUUAACCCUUCCAGCCAUGCUGCAGGACCACAUCUUUGCACUGCAAUUUGGCGGAAUCCGUCCGGAAAGCUGGAUAAGCGCCUCUUCUGCAUGGCAGAGCGCCGUGAGGCCUGGGAAGAAACAGAGGCUCGGUUACUGUAUUGUCGGGAGCUCUGGGAUGGGGUUCCCGAGCAGUUCCAGGUUGACGAAUCUAUGCACGACGCCUUGGAAGAUGAGUGGGAGCAUGAGUGGCAAGAAGAAGCUGGAGAAGGUGUGGAGGACUUCGGCCCGGAAGGAUACGAGCUGAUGUAUGAGGGCGGUGAGGAGCCGGCACCUGACGAUGACUUCGCUGAGGUCUGGGAGGAUCCGCACUUCCCGCCGACGGCAAAGUCCGUUGGUAGUUCUGAAGGGUGGGACGACUGGAAACGCGUUUCGCAGAUGCACCCCCAGGCACAUCUCUUUUGCCGGGUCACUUCGGACGACGCCAUCAGUAAUGCAUUGGCCGGAAAUUCCUGGUUCCUCUCUGCCAUGGCCUGCAUUGCGGAGUAUCCUGCCUGGAUAGUUUCUGCCUUCCGGCUCAACACCACGCUCACGGCCAAUGGCGCCUAUGCAGUACGGUUCUACCAUCCAGGGAAGCAGCGAUUUCAGUUUGUGGAAAUUGAUGAUCGCAUUCCAACGUUGCGGGGAGGCCCUAUGUCUGCCGGCGUCACUCCCGAGGGAGAGGUGUGGGUGGCUUUGUUGGAGAAGGCGUUUGCAAAAUUCUGCGGCUCCUACAAGGCUAUCGAAGGCGGAUCUGUGCCCUACGGGUUGCUGCUUGGCGGAGAGAGAUUAGCCCUCGCGGCGAGACCGACUGCGUAG